Messenger RNA from Thamnophis sirtalis, 2974 nucleotides. Lineage: Eukaryota; Metazoa; Chordata; Lepidosauria; Squamata; Natricidae. The record is from RefSeq and is a predicted model, not a curated record.
AUGCCUUUUGAAGUAUUAAAUUCAUUAAAAGAGAGACUUUUAAAGCCUGGGAAGGAAGAGGUGAAGAAUACACUAAGUGACUCUCUAGGACACUUGCAAAGAAAAAUAGAUGGAACCAACUGUGAAAGAGAUGCCAUAGAGCUGAAUGAAGAAGGAAGACCUGUGCAAGCAACAACCAAACCGCCUUUAUUUGAUUGCUAUUGCUGUGGAUUACCUAAGCGCUAUAUUAUUGCUAUGAUGAGUGGUCUGGGAUUUUGCAUUUCUUUUGGAAUUAGAUGCAAUCUUGGUGUUGCUAUUGUGGAAAUGGUUAAUAACAACACCGUCUACAUCAAUGGAAAACCAGAGACUGAGGUAGCACAAUUCAGCUGGGAUCCAGAAAUAGUAGGACUCAUUCAUGGGUCAUUUUUUUGGGGUUAUAUUGUUACGCAAAUUCCAGGAGGCUUCAUUGCAAAUAAACUAGCAGCUAACAGGGUAUUUGGAGCAGCAAUUUUCCUAACUUCAACUCUAAACAUGUUCAUUCCUUCAGCUGCCAGAGUACAUUAUGGGUGUGUUAUGUUUGUAAGAAUUUUGCAAGGCCUUGUGGAGGGGGUGACUUAUCCAGCAUGCCAUGGGAUGUGGAGUAAAUGGGCUCCUCCACUGGAAAGAAGCAGGCUGGCAACUAUUUCAUUUUGUGGUUCCUAUGCUGGGGCAGUCGUUGCCAUGCCACUUGCAGGUGUAUUGGUGCAAUAUAUAGGAUGGCCAUCUGUCUUCUAUACAUAUGGAAUGUUUGGGAUAACCUGGUAUAUGCUCUGGCUGCUGCAAGCAUAUGAGAGCCCAGCUGUUCAUCCAACAAUAAGCACCGAGGAAAGAAUUUACAUAGAAACUAGUAUAGGUGGAGCCAACUUAAUCAAUACCAGUAGAUUCAGUACCCCUUGGAAGCAGUUUUUCACUUCGAUGCCAGUUUAUGCAAUUAUUGUGGCAAACUUUUGCAGAAGCUGGACUUUCUACUUGCUGCUCAUAAGUCAGCCUGCUUAUUUUGAAGAAGUCUUUGGAUUUGCAAUAAGUAAGGUUGGCCUUUUGUCUGCAGUUCCGCACAUGGUAAUGACUGUUAUUGUACCCAUUGGAGGCCAACUAGCUGACUUCUUGCGCAGCAGCAGAAUUUUAACAACUACUGCUGUCAGAAAAAUCAUGAACUGUGGAGGUUUUGGGAUGGAAGCUACUUUACUUUUGGUGGUUGGAUAUUCUCACACAAGAGGUGUGGCUAUUUCAUUCUUGGUUUUAGCAGUAGGCUUUAGUGGAUUUGCUAUUUCAGGAUUUAACGUCAACCAUUUGGAUAUUGCACCUCGGUAUGCCAGCAUUCUCAUGGGCAUCUCUAACGGAGUUGGGACAUUGUCCGGAAUGGUCUGCCCUCUCAUUGUUGGUGCAAUGACAAAACAUAAGACCCGUGAAGAAUGGCAAAAUGUCUUUCUAAUAGCUUCAUUAGUCCACUAUAGUGGAGUGGUAUUUUAUGCUAUCUUUGCUUCUGGUGAGAAGCAGGAAUGGGCUGAUCCAGAAAGUCUGAAUGAAGAAAAAUGUGGAAUACUUGAACAAGAUGAACUGGCUGAAGAGACUGAAUUGAACAAUGAUACUUUUGUUAACACAAAGAAAACAUAUGGCGCUACUAUUCAGCAUGAUGAAGCACCAAGGAAAUUGCAGAAGGAAAAGGGAGUGAGGCACAAUGUGGAAGAACAGACUGUUUAUCAGUAUGAAAAUGGAAACUUUCAAGAUUCAUUGUAAAUGUGUUCAUCGUUGGUAUGACUGUUACUAUCAGUGUAUAAAAGUAAGCUGUAUCUGCAUUUAUUAUAUUAUUGUGGCUAAUCCUGCCAAAUGAUUGGCUAUAAGACACAUUCAUUUUCAGCUUGUGUUAUAGGAAAUGGAUUAAUAAAAAUACAUCUGAUGUGUGUAGUGUCUAUGAUCAGCCCUUGGGUUUGCAAAGUCACAGUACUUUAACGCUGGGACUAAUGACAUUUUUAAUACACCACUCUUCAGCAAUGCAAUCAUAGUCACGACUCAAAUAUUAUGACCAUGUAAAAAUCCCAUAAGCAGAAUUUUCUACUCAGUUAAUUUCCAUAGUAAUAUAUAAUGGAGGAUGCACUGGGUUUAACUUGAAAUUAUACUGUACAGAUAGUGAUCCACCUUUAACAAUGCAAAUUGUUAAUGGGAGUGGAAAUUGUUGUUAAGUGAUAUAUCAUUGAAAAAUCAUGUGACCACACCGCUGCUGCAAUUCCAGCAGUCCCAGUUGCUGUUGUUAAAUGAAGUUCAUGCAGGUCAUUAAGUGAGGAUCUCACAUGAUUACAACUUCCAAAUUCUUGCCAGCUUCCCCAUUGACUUUGCUCAUGGGAUGACAGCAGGGAAGGUUGCAAAUUGCAAUUAUGUGAUCAUAGGGAUGCUGCAAUGGCCAUUAGUACAAGAUUCAGUCAUAACAAUAACUCUUUCAAUGCUGUCAUACACUUGCUGAACAAGUGGUCAUUAAAUGAGGAAUACCUGCAGUGGUUGUUUAGAUGCAGCUUUUAAAAGCCUGCUGUAUGGAUAUAUAUCUAUAUAUUUGCUAUUUAUUAACUCUUUAUGUUAUCAGUUCCAAUGAGAUACAUAUUUUUGGAUCAUCUCCAAAAAUAUAUGCCUGUUAUACUGUAAAAAUAUAUUUGCCAUUGGUCCACAAUCUUAGAUCUAUAAGUAUAUUGUUAAAAUAUUUAUCCAUUAUCCCAUCUGACUACAACAUUACCAUCUCAAACUAAAAUUAUAUACAAAAAUAAAUGAGGCACAACUAUAAAUGAAGACCAACUCGUUAGCAUAAUUAAUAAUUCAAUUAUGUUGAAGUCAUUGAGGUAAACCUAAAACCCUGGGUUUCUUCAAGAUCCUGAAGGCAGCCCUUUGAUCCACCCAAAAGUUGUCACUAAAUUAUAAUUUUUAGUGUAAUCGAAGGGAAUCAUGAUUAAAACACAUUAAAUUAAUAUUA